Molecule: messenger RNA, 2310 nt
Organism: Caenorhabditis remanei
Lineage: Eukaryota; Metazoa; Nematoda; Chromadorea; Rhabditida; Rhabditidae
Exons: 8
Coding region: 1-2310 (769 amino acids)
Biological process (GO): transmembrane transport; chloride transport
Cellular component (GO): intracellular membrane-bounded organelle; lysosomal membrane
Molecular function (GO): voltage-gated chloride channel activity
Source: RefSeq, a predicted model, not a curated record
AUGUCGAAUUCCAAUUUGGAGCAAGUUGCUAGACUAAGAAGGCGACAAGAAGAAGAACUAAUUUUUAAUCGACAAAUUGCCGAAUCUGAUAGAACAGAUAGCCACGAAGCAUUGUCAGCGAGAUACGAGAGUCUUAAUUAUGAAAUUUCGGAAAAUAGGCUGUAUCGUGAAGCUGAGAAAAAACCAUCACAUCAGAUAACUCUUUGGCAGAUCUCUCGAAACCGUUGGUUUGUAUGCUUUCUCAUUGGAGUUUUCACUGGUCUCGUUGCUGCUUUCAUCGAUAUUAUGGUACAUUACAGCAAGGAUAUCAAAUUUAACUGGCUUCUUAAGUAUUUAAUAUCAAAAUGCGGUGAAGAACAAAGAGGAACAACUGCUGGAUGUAUGUGGACUGUAAUGAUUGCGUGGAUUGGGUACAACUGUGUUCUUGUCACAAUCGCUGCAAUACUAGUGAUUUUUGUUGCGCCCAUUGCUGGAGGAUCCGGAAUACCACAGAUAAAAUGCUACUUGAAUGGAAUCGCUAUUCCAGAAGUUGUACGACUAAAAACGUUGGUCUCGAAAGCAAUUGGAGUUGCUUGUUCUGUUGGAGGCGGUCUUUGUGCAGGAAAAGAAGGUCCGAUGAUUCAUUCAGGAGCUGCUGUAGGAGCAGGAAUCUCUCAAGGAAAAAGUUAUUCACUCGGUAUCGACUUCGGAUUAUUUCGAGAAUUCCGUAAUGAUCGAGAACGACGUGAUUUCGUUUCUGCUGGUGCUGCUGCCGGAGUAGCUGCCGCUUUCGGUGCACCUAUUGGAGGAGUUCUGUUCUCAUUAGAAGAAGGAGCAAGCUUUUGGAAUCAGAAUUUGACGUGGAGAAUGUUCUUCUCUGCAAUGAUCUCAUCUUUCACAGUAAAUUGGAUUUUGAGUUGGUUCAAUGGAAGAAGUGGAUGGCUUUCAUGGACAGGACUUGCCAAUUUUGGAAUUUUCGAGAACAAGGAUUACAACAUCUGGGAAAUUCCAUUGUUUUUACUGAUUGGUGUUAUUGGAGGAUGCUUGGGAGCUCUAUUCAACUAUAUGAAUACUCGAUUGACAGAAUUCAGGAAAAAAUAUGUUAGCAGCAAACUCGGACGUCUUUUUGAAUGCCUUCUCGUUGCCGCAGUCUCUGGAUUCCUCGCUUUCCUUACCAUUUUUGCUAUUGAUGAUUGCCAACCAAUCGGAGCUAAUCCAACUGCCACGUCAACACAGAUCAAUCAAAUGUGGUGCAAAAAGGGAGAAUAUUCGGCAGUUGCCAGUCUAUUCUUUCAGAAUCCAGAAGAAAGUGUCAAAAGUUUGUUUCAUAGUCCAAUUAAUUCAUUCGGUGUUACAACUCUGAUUAUUUUUGGAAUUGAAUACUUCUUGUUGACACUGUGGACAUUCGGAAUCUCUGUACCAUCUGGAGUUUUUAUUCCAGCACUUCUCACUGGAGCAGCAUGGGGACGAUUGUUCGGAAUACUUGUAGAGAGACUCUUUCCAUCUGUAACUGGAAUUGAUCCGGGAAAAUACGCAUUAGCAGGAGCAGCUGCUCAAUUGGGAGGUGUCGUCAGAAUGACAAUUUCACUGACAGCAAUCAUAAUGGAGGCAACCAAAGAUAUCACUUUUGGUCUUCCGAUUAUGUUGGUUCUUAUGGUUACAAAAUGGGUUGGAGACAUGUUUAACGAAGGACUAUACGAUUCUCAUAUCGAUUUGGCAGAGGUUCCGAUUCUAGGAUGGAAUCCGCCGAAAAUGAGCAGAAAUAUAUUAGCUGAUCGAGUAAUGCGAAAAGACGUAGUUGCCCUAGAGCGAAGAGAACGCGUAUCUCGCAUUGUAGAAAUUCUUCGAUCAACUCUUCAUCAUGGAUUCCCAGUUGUUGAUAGAAUAGAAGAAUCUCCAUAUGAAUCUCUCCCAGAUUAUGGAAGACUGAAAGGAUACAUUCUACGAUCACAACUAUUUAAAUUACUCGAAAAUAGAAUAUUCGAAGAAGAAGGUUCCUCGAAUACAGGUCUUCCAAAUGACUUUUAUGAAUGUCAGGACGAUGAUGAUCAAAUGAAAUCACUCACGGAACUUGGAUUGACUCAAUACGACGAAUCCUGCUGGCUAGAUAUCGAACCAUACAUGCAUCCUCAUCCUCAUCGUGUUCCACUCAACACCUCACUUCCAUUCAUCUUCAGACUUUUCCGUGGUCUCGGACUACGUUAUCUCUUCGUUGUCAACGACGAUAAUCACCUUCGUGGAGUGAUUACUCGAAAAGACGUUGCACGGUUCCGCGAACGACGUCGGAAUCACGAAUAUCAUGUCGAUGAGCUCUACAUUUCCGAAUCUUGA